This is a messenger RNA of Heterotrigona itama, 4644 nucleotides long. The record is from the annotation of a GenBank genome assembly. NCBI's taxonomy places the organism in Eukaryota, Metazoa, Arthropoda, Insecta, Hymenoptera, Apidae.
AUGUUGCUUAGCAAGUCGUUCAAUCGCAAGCAAACGGACCCACUCUCAGGAACAUUGGGAGAAAAGAACAAUGAAUCAUUUCCAGGGCAAAAAUCAGAAAAAUUUGCAAGGCAAGCUGACGCAAAUGUAAUUCAUCCACUGCAAGAUACAAAAACGAACAUUCCUUCUCUGACUUUGCCAAGUAUGCACACUAAACCUAACCAAACAAUAUCGCAUAUCGAAGAUAGAAAAAAAGUCUCACGAACAAUCGAACAAGAAAAGAAGGAUGAAAUCAAAAAUGAAAUAAAGGGUGAAAUCAAAGAUGAAAUUAAAAAUGAUUUGGAUGCGAACAAAAUAUGCAGUCCCAUAAAUUGCACGAAAGGGAAAUAUCAAAAAGUAGAUUCGGACGCGAACGAAACUUGCAAUUCGGCAAUUUGCACGAAAAAUAGGUACAAAGAAGUAGAUUUGGAUACGAACGGAAUUUGCGUUUGUUCUGAAGGUUCUACAGAAACACUCGGCCAGCAUGAUUCGGAAGAUAAAAUCUGUCCAACGAAAUUAACCGAGAUAAUCAAUAACUCGGUCAAAGAAGCGAUGCAGAGUAUCGUCAAGCAGUGUAAAACGAAAGAAGAACGCGACGUCGAUAAAAAGCAAACGGAAGAAACCGUGUUCGACAAAGCUUGUUACGUAAACAAGGAAGGAGUUUUGGCAAAAAUGAAGUGUGAACAUCGACCAUGUACGACUCAUUGUCGAAACAGUUCGAUCAUCGAACAAUUGCGUAAAAAUAACGAACGAAAUCGGAAUCGACUGCGGGAGAGAUAUAACAGUGCUCGAGCGAACUUCAGUAACUCGAAGCUUCAGAAUAAAAAAACAAACGCGUUCGAAGAGAUGAAACGGAAGAGACACUCGUUCAACAACGUAAAAACUGACAAUCGCAGAAUGACUGGAAACGUGAACAUUUAUAUUUGCUCGGAAGCUAGCGAAAAUAUUCAAGCGGCCAGAAAACAAGACGAAUCUCAAUCGUGCGUGGGAUCGAGUUCAGGAACAACGACGGAACAGUCGAGAGUAUCAUCGAACAAACUUUUGACUUGCAUUCGAAACAAGCGCAGAAAAUCUGAAGGACAGGAUUCGUUCGAUCUGCUGCCGAGGAGCGAAGAAAGUAAGGACGACAGCACUGUCCUCAGUUCAGGAGCUUAUGAGGAUUCCAGAAGCACGAUUAAAUUAGAAAGUUGUAAUGUUCUCGACAUUUGUGACAAAGACGUCCGUGCAAAAGAUGGAUCUACUUCGAUCGAGUGCGAAUGCAAAGACACGGGUAACGACGAUACUCCCGUGGCAAUCGGCAAAUCGGAUUUGUCGUUUCAAAAGUCGAAGUUCGUGGUAUGCGACAAAUUAGAGGAACCUUGCUCCAUGGCUUAUACAAUGAAAAGUUCGUCGAACUCGAGGAGUGGAGGAUGGUCCUCGAAAUCGAUCUGCAGCAGUCGAAAUACAGAUUACACUUGGUCUGAUGCUUGGUCGAUGGAGCCUAAUUUCAGUUGUUGUACCAAGGAUAGUGAAAUACGUAGAUGGUCACUGAAAACACGCGAAAAUAUAUGUACUGAUAGAUCUGGUAUUUGGUGUAGCUGUAAAAAUAGGAGAUCCUUCUCCAAGACAGUGGGAAAAGAAUCGUGGAUGACUUGUAACUGUAUAACAGAGGAAGAAGAGGAUGUAUGCGUCGAUGUUGACAGUUGCCGAAAAUUUGAAAAGCCGCCUGUAGAAGAUGAAGAAGCAGCAACUGUUUGUUUCGAAACUUCGGAGGAUUUGGAAGGAACUGCGAGGUUUGUACCAUGUCCACAGAAAAGUGCGGAGAAAUUAAAGGAAGAUACAGAGACCUCGGAAAAGGAGGAAGAAAAAUUACCAACUGUUGAUUUGACGGAAAAGGACGAAGAGCCGAAGGAGAUUGUGCACGAUGUGCCAAAGCUCGUUCCGCCAAGAACUGUCAAACCAGAAGCAAUUAUACUUAAACAGCUUCUAAAACAAUCGAAACAAGCAAAGCCUAAACAAAUUAUUGAUGAGAAAGAUACUCCCCCGCCAUCUGUUAAGAAAGCAGAAUUGCUAGAACCAUCGACGGAAGAUACGGCGGCUCCUUUGAAACCCGAAACACUCCAAGUGUUGCCGCGUAUUUUAGCAAAAUACAAGUUACCUAAGAGAUUACCUAGCAAGUUUGUGGAACCAACAAUCGGAGGGAAACGAACUCCGAAGAAAGUUGAAAUAGUAGAAGAAAAAUUGGUAGAGAAAGGCUUGAAGGAGAAAGCGUUAGAGAGGAAAGAGAAUGAUAUAAGUAAAAAUACGAAAACCUUGGUCGAGAGAACAGUGGAAGAGAAAAACCAUGACAAAAUUGAAGGUACGAAAAUGACAAUGGAGGAAGAGAAAAAUACGAAGGUUCAGGAAAUUUCGGAACCAUUAUUUCUCUUUAAAGGUUCAAAAAAGAUUACAAAUAAAACGGAAAAUCCAGAAUCAAUACUCGAGGGAUUCGAGGGACUCGAGGAAAGAAAAAAUGGAAUCGUUGAACCUUCACCACUUGAUAUUGACACCGAUAAAAUUGUUGGUGUUCCUGAAACAGAGACUAAUAAGGAAAAACUUACAGACGAGACGAAAGAGAGACAUGAAUCGAAGGAAAAAUGGAUUCCUUCCAAAUUAUACGAAUACAUGCCAAAAAAAAUAUCUAUACCGAAGAAAAUAUCUGUGUCUAUACCGAACAAAAUACGUGUGCCUAUGCUAAAGAAAAUACCUAUACUGGGUGGGAAAUAUAAGUCUGAACCAAAUGCAAUUAAUUCCACAAGAUCUCCAGUAAAUGAUGACAGUGAUAAAAACAACAAAAAUUCAAAGGUAAAUAAUCCAACAAAGCCACUUGUAAACGAGAAGAAUAAAAAAAACAACAGAAAUAAUCCCAUUUUCAAUCCUUCGCAACCCAUGAAAGAAGAAACAAUAAAUAAGAAUGCGAAAGAUAAAAUAAAUCGUCAUUCCAAUGAAGGAAAUCCUGAUACAAACAAAUCAUUAAUUGUCACUAACAGUAAAGAUUCGCCUGUUUCGCCAACUCAGAAUACUGAUACUGAAUUAGGAAAUCGAGAAAAUUCUCGCGAAAACCGCGAACUACAUGAAUCAUUGACGAAACCACAGUUUGAAGAGGAACUGGACGUUGAAAGAGAUGGAAAACCCGAACUCCAGAUAACUAAAACACAAGAGGAAAAACCAACUAAAAUGAUGCACGCCAACGUGCAGUCUGAAAAUGAACUUUUAUCUACGCAGCUUGCCGAAUUAGAAUCUCAAACGAUAUGUACAAAUCAUUUGGGCGAUUGUGCCACGACCGAAAAGAGUACGUGCAACUGUUGUUAUUUACCGACACAUCGAUCCAACAACGAACAAUCUGUGAAUUAUCCUAAAAGUUGCUUAAAAAGGGGAAGGCAAUGUUGUCACACGAUUUCUCAAGAAAGUGAUCGUACAAUUCCAUACCAUGAUGAAAGAAAAAACUGGGAAGAGUGUGGCUGUAGAAGAGCAAUUCCUUGCAGAAAUUGUCACGGGCCACGGAAUGAAUGCAGGUUGACGGUUAACUGCGUGAAUUGUUGCAAAUCGCGAAAUAAGCGUAAACUAAUUUGCGAAAGGCGAAGCAGCAGUGGAUGCAUGAAAUCGAUGGUCUGUCUUUAUUGCGACAAUCCACGCGACAAGUGCACGUGCAGAGCGCCGAUACAAACAUGUUCGUACUGUGAACUGUCCGUGGAUCAGUGCAUGUGCAAGGAUCAGAGAACAAUUUGCGAUGGAAGACCGGUCCCGACCGAGCCUGAUAACGAUCGCACCAUGUACGUUACUGCAUGGAGGCCUAGAGAAGAAGUACGACGCUACUUCUCUAGGAACUUGGUCGAUCUUAAAACCGAUCGGAUCGGUGAAUGCUGCUACUGCGAGAAGCUCAAGCAGCACAACUCCGAUGACCUUCCUUAUCAACGGCUAAGCGUCUUUUCCGACGUGAUGGAUGAAUUACAACAAAAAAUAAUCGAAUCCACUUGUUGUGCACGAUGUAAAAAGAUUCCUUGCUGUUGCAACAUCACCAUAGAGAACGACGAAAGUAAAGAGGAUAGGAAGAUAAAGUACUAUAUUAGCCCUAAAACACGACGAAAAAUUAUCGCGGUAUGUAUGGAGAAAGCAAACAAUAAUUGCAAGUAUGAGUCUAAUCGCGCAAAGAGCGAUAAACAGAACAAGAUAAUAGUAGCUGUUUGCUGUGUUUGCAAAGCAACACCCUGUAGAUGCAAGAGGCCCAAAUCCAGCCAGAAGAAAUUGAAAGCGAGAUGUUAUUACUGUAAAAAUUCACCGUGCACAGAGCGCAACAAGUCGAGGCCAUGCAGGUGCACUGAUUCACCUUGCCGCGGGAAAGAGAAGGAGAGAGCACACCAUGCGGAAAAAUAUCCACGAAACCGAAGAAUAACGACGAAAGGACAAUUUGCGUGCACUAACGUGACACCUGUGAAAUGUUACACUGAGUGUUCUGUUGCUGCAUUUUGUCCGAAAUUGAAGGGAGAAAAUGGAUUUAAGACUUCGGAACAGCUGUAUUACAGAAAAUAUUCGAAACUGCUAGAGUUGUCAGGAGUAGGGAGUAUCUUAGGCUUCAUACAAGACGCUGUCUCCUCCGCUUUAUUAGAU